AUGGGAGAACAUACCACAAGUAUAGAGACGGAAGUGAGUAUACGUCUCGCCGUCAGUGAGAUGGCUGGAGACGUCAAUGCCCAGACUAACAGGCCUUUGAUAGAAUAUCCCGUUCCCAAUGACGAAAGGGAGAACGAAAGGCUGGACCUGCAACAUCACCUUGUUCUGCGGACUUUCGACGAUCGGCUGGGUACUUCGCCGCCCAACGAUCCGGGCGCCAAGGUCGGACGUGUCCUCGACGUCGGCACGGGAUCUGGCAUUUGGGCCAUUGACUUUGGCGAGGAGCACCCUGAGUCCGAGGUUAUCGGCGUCGAUCUGUCUGCUGUCCAGCCUGCCUUCGUUCCGCCCAACGUCCAGUUCCAAAUUGACAACAUCGAGGAACCCUGGACCUUCUCCCAGCCAUUCGACUACAUCCACAGCCGCAUGAUGACGGGAAGCAUCGGCAACUGGGAAGAGUACAUCCGAAACUGCCACCAGAACCUCGCUCCCGGCGGCUACCUCGAACUCAACGACAUCGACGCCAUUCCCGUGUCCGACGACGGCACCCUCACAGAGGACACGAGCCUCAUGAAGAGCGUGCGCCUGUGGGCCGAGGCGCUCGCCGUCUUCGGCACCCCGUUCGAGCAGUUCAGCAGGCUGAAGGCCGUGCUGGAGGACGUCGGCUUCGAGGACGUCCGCAUCCGGCGCUUCAAGUGGCCCACGAACGGGUGGCCCAGGGACCGGAAGCACAAGCAGCUCGGCAUGUGGAACUACGAGAACCUCGCGCCCAACUGGGAGGGCCUGCUGAUGGCGUCUCUGACCCGCGCGCUGAACUGGACCCGCGAGGAGGUCCUCGUGCUCAUCAUGGAGGCCCGCAGGGACUUUGGGAACAGGGAGAUUCAUGGGUACUUCAACUUCUGGUCCAUUUACGGGAGGAAACCUGAAAAGGAUGCCAAGGCGGGAGGGGCUGAGAGCUAA
Colletotrichum karsti is the source of this 957-nucleotide messenger RNA. RefSeq names its product putative methyltransferase domain-containing protein. Gene Ontology annotation, molecular function: methyltransferase activity. The record is from RefSeq and is a predicted model, not a curated record. The transcript is spliced from 6 exons. The coding region runs from base 1 to 957 and encodes 318 amino acids. NCBI's taxonomy places the organism in Eukaryota, Fungi, Ascomycota, Sordariomycetes, Glomerellales, Glomerellaceae.